Molecule: messenger RNA, 2184 nt
Organism: Drosophila innubila
Lineage: Eukaryota; Metazoa; Arthropoda; Insecta; Diptera; Drosophilidae
Gene: eIF2Bdelta
Product: translation initiation factor eIF-2B subunit delta
Exons: 4
Coding region: 230-2008 (592 amino acids)
Source: RefSeq, a predicted model, not a curated record
GUGGCAGCCUUGCUCUGCAAAGUUGGGAGCACUGGUGGCAACCAGCUGUGUAGAAUUUUGCCAUCGUGAGCAAACUUCGUAAAGCCGUUUUGCUACAAAUUUGAUUUACAAGCAGAGUUCAUCGACUAGCGCAGCGUCAAAGCAGAAAAAACAACGCCAACGCAAUCGGCCUAGGAACAAGCGAAAUCGAUUGGAAGAUAACGAAGCGCAAUCCCAAAACAAGAGCGAGAUGCAGAAAGCUGCCAGUAAUCAAAAUCAGAAUGCAACAGCGGACAAAACCCGUGAACAAAUCAUGGCCGACCGCGAGGCCAAGAAGCAAGCAAAGCUGGCUAAGAAACAAAAGUCAACAACUCCAGCGACCACGAUUAUAACCGAAGUUGAGCAAACAACCAUAACAAAAAAACUAACGACUACAACAACCACAACGACAAAAGACAAGGCAGAAGAAUUACUACCAUCUAUGACUUCAGCUACAACCCUUAAAGUCGCCGCCUCCAGUGAUCCAGCUGUUCCCGCCUGCAAAACCGCAGAUUCCAUUCCCGCUGCAACGGCUCCUGGUGAGAAAACGCGCGAUCAAAUCAAAGCUGAGCGCGAGGCCAAAAAGGCGGCGAAGCAGGCAGCAAAAACCUGCAAGUCCAGUGCCAGCAAUGUAGAAUCAGCGACUCAGAAACUAAGCAAUCUCGAAGUCGCACCCAAGGCGGCUGCAUCAGCGCCUGCUCUAGAAACGCAGGAUGAAAAGAAGAAACCAGCACUGAGCAAAGCGGAACGUCGUGCCAUACAGGAAGCACAACGUGCUGCCAAGGCACAAGCACAAGCCAAGAAGGCGGCUCCAGUGUCAGGUCCUCCUAAAGGAGCAGCCAGCAACGUUAAGAAGACACCAAGUGUCACUGCUACGGUUGCUAAGGAGGUCAAGCGUGAAAGUGAAUCACCCGCCAAAUCACCGGCCAAGCUGUAUCCGCUUAAAGCGGAGCGAGAAUGCAAAGUGAAGCUGUUCAAUCAUCUGGUGUGCGCCAAUAAAGAUGCCAGCUUAUUCAUUAAUGAUGCCCGUGUGCAUCCCAGCAUUGCUCGCCUGGGAGUCCAGUAUUCCGAACGGACUAUUGUCGGAUCAAAUGCACGCUGUAUUGCAUUUCUGCAUGCACUACGACAGGUGGUGCAGGACUUUGAGACACCAGCCAAGAAAGAGUUUGGCCGCAGUCUCGAUGGGGCAGUCAAGUAUCAUGUGGAUCAUCUGCACAAGUGUCGUCCGCUAGCCGUGUCCGUUUUCAAUGCAUACAAACAGUUUAAGAAUCAGCUGACACAGCUGCCCGCAGAUAGACCCGAAACGGAGUUGAAAGAGCUGCUUGGUCACUUUAUAGACACCUACAUAGAGAAUCAAAUUGGUAAGGCUGCCCAGGCAAUAAGCAGCUCAAUGCAGGAAAAGAUCACCGAUGGCGACGUGCUGCUUACGUUUGCCUGCUCAUCCCUCAUUCAGUUCAUCUGUGAAGAGGCCAAACGCCGCAAGGUUGACUUUCGAGUCAUUGUCGUCGACUCAAGGCCCUUCUGCGAGGGACAAGAGAUGCUGCGUCGUCUGCACGCUCACGGCAUUCCCUGCACCUAUGUGCUGAUCAAUGCCGUCGGUUAUGUAAUGCCGGAAGCCACCAAAGUGAUGUUGGGUGCGCAUGCAUUGCUGGCCAAUGGCUAUGUUAUGGCCCGCGCAGGCACAGCUCAAGUGGCACUGGUGGCCAACUCCUACAAUGUGCCCGUGCUCGUCUGCUGCGAGACGCACAAAUUUAGCGAACGUUUCCAGACCGAUGCGAUUGUCUACAACGAACUGUGCGAUCCCAAUCAACUGGUAAUGAAUGCCAAAUGCUCCUUGAACAACUGGCAAAAGAGCCGACUAACGCCACUCAACCUGAGCUAUGAUAUAACGCCACCCGAACUAGUCAGCGCCGUUGUCACCGAGGUGGCCAUUCUGCCCUGCACCAGCGUGCCCGUCAUUCUGCGCAUUAAGCCAGAUAUUGGAUAUUAGAUAGACCCUUCCUUUGACUGCAUCAAUAUAAUAGUUUUCGCCGCAUUAACAAAACAAUUUAUUUGCAACUCACAAGUCCGACUGACAACUAAGGGAAUUUGUUGAAUAAAUACUUUUUUAUUAUACUUUGAUCAAACAUUUUUGCAUAGUAAAUUUAACGGCUUGAAAGACAAAUA